This is a messenger RNA of Panicum hallii, 2869 nucleotides long. RefSeq lists its product as uncharacterized. NCBI's taxonomy places the organism in Eukaryota, Viridiplantae, Streptophyta, Magnoliopsida, Poales, Poaceae. Bases 1 to 2487 code for a protein of 828 amino acids. Gene Ontology annotation, biological process: defense response to other organism. The transcript has 4 exons. The record is from RefSeq and is a predicted model, not a curated record. Gene Ontology annotation, molecular function: ADP binding.
AUGGAGAUGAAUCAGCCAGCAGCUGCCGGUCCAUCUUCUGGCAUGCUUGCCAAAACAAGGGACACAGCCUGGAUGCAACGAGACCUCGAAGAGCUGACCAAUUUGAUCACCAGGAAAGGAAACGGCCUUGAAGUGAUCUCAGUAUGGGUAACGGGAGGCGACUCUGUGGCAACAUCCAUCACAAGGAAGGCCUUUGACGACCCAAACAUCUGGGGAAACUUCACAUGCCGCUCUUGGGUGAAGCUAUUGCAUCCUUUUAACCUCCAUGACUUCAUCAGGAGCUUGUUGGAUCAGUUCUAUGCAAACUUCCGUGAAGUGCAGCAAGAAGCAAUCAUUGGGACUGGUCUUGUUCAGGAGUUCAUGCAGCAAGUGAACAACCAAACCUACCUCAUUGUCCUGGAAGAUGUGUCCACCAUGUGUCCUCAAACUGAUGGAGGCAAGAACAAGGCAACCGAUAGGGGAAUUGUAAUGGUCCCUUCCCCUCUGAUGGGACGCAUUCCAGAAAUUGAUGAACUUCCUAGGUAUCCCGCUUUGGCACGUGUGAACGCUUUGCAAGUGAUAUCCCUGUGGGGGGUAGCUGGUGCUGGGAAGUCUGCUCUUGUUAGAAAUCUGUACCACAAAAAGGUGCAUAUGCUUCAGAAUAAUGAAUUUGAUAAGCAUGGUUGGGUGGAUGUGUCCUAUCCAUUCAAUUUAAGGGUUUUCUGUCUCAGCUUACUUUUGCAAUUCCAUUCACAUUCUCUCAAAGCAAAUGAAGCUAUAUACUGCAGCACCAGAGGAAUCAGAGACCCCAUCGAAGAGUGCCACAACCUUCUAAAAUAUCACCGGUGCCUUGUUGUUAUUGAUAAUCUUAAGUCCACAGAAGAAUGGGACUUCAUAGAAGCUGCCUUGGUAUCGAGACGCUCUCAAAGCAUUAUUAUUGUAAUUACCAAUGAGGCAAGCCUUGCCUUACGCUGCACAGACAGAAAGGAGCUCGUGUUUAAUGUCAAAGGUCUGGAAAUUGGGGCAGCCAUCGAUCUCUUCAAAACGGAGGUCAUCCGGAGGCGGCGUUUGGUGAUGAGAUGGAUCGCAGAGGGUUACUCCAAGGACAAGUCCAACUAUACUGCAGAGGAGAAUGGGGAGGAGCUCUUCUCUAAGAUCAUUGAGCUGAGCAUGAUUCAACCACCAGAGCAGGCAAUGAUCACAAACAUGAGAAUGAUUUGGUUCCAAGUCAGUGCUUUCUUCCAUGAAUACAUCAUCUCGAGGCCAAAAGAAGAGAAUGUUACCUUUGCACUGGAGGUCUUUGCGCUAGCGGGAUGCUGCCGCCAAACCACCGGGCGCACAGGACGGCACCUUGUUAUAGAGGAAAGCUGGGAUAGAGACAGGAUUGUGUUUGAGAGCAUCGACUUCUCUCGGCUACGCUCCUUCACAGUGUUUGGGAAAUGGGAAUCAUUUUUCAUUUCUCCAAGUAUGAAAGUGCUUCGGGUGCUUGAUUUGGAGAAUUCAUCAGGUGUCACGGAUGAAGACCUCAAGAAGAUUGUAAACCUUCUCCAUCGCCUAAAGUACCUAUCUCUGAGGGGAUGCAGUGAGAUCCACCAUCUGCCAAGUUCUCUGGGUCAUCUGAGGCAACUUCAGAUUCUUGAUGUCAGAAACACCUCCAUAGUCACAUUUCCGGUGUCCUUCACCAAUCUAAAGAAGCUGCAGUAUAUCCGAGUAGGCACUACCACCCCUGCCGACCUCACGAGUCGUCAUGAACGAGUAGCUGUUGAGCUGCAUGCUGGGAUUGAGAAGCUAACCGCAUUGCACACGAUUGGGGUUGUUAAUGUCGAUAUUGCAAGGGGGAAAACCAUCCUGAGUGAGCUCAGGAAACUCACUCAACUGCGGAAGCUCGGAGUAUUCGGCGUAAAUAUAAAAAACAGCAAUCAGUUCUGUUCUGCCAUCUCAGGUCAUGCUCAUUUGGAAUCCUUGUCAGUGUGGAUAAAUAAGAACAAUCAAAAUUGUUUGGAUGGCACCCUGCUUCCGAAGAACCUACAGAGCCUUAAGCUGUUUGGCCUUGUAAACAAGUUGCCAGUAUGGAUCAACUUGCUUAGAAAGAUAAAAAAGUUGGUUUUGGAGAUAACCGCACCAACAGAACAUGACAUGGCAGUGAUUGGUGGUCUCCAAGAACUAUGUGUUUUGUGCCUUUAUGUCAAGCCAAUUCAAGAUGGCAACCUCAAUUUUCUAGUCAAGACAGAGGAAAGGGUAGAGUUCCUGUCCUACGAAAAGGUCAAGGUCCUCGAGAUUGCUUGCAGCUCCCCGUUACUUGUAACUUUUGGAUCAUUAGCAAUGAGAAGUCUUGAGCAGCUGACAGUUCACUGCUGCAGUGGGUUGACGUUGCCAUUUGAUGAGAUAAGAAAUCUCACUAAACUCAGGGAAGUCCGGCUUAUUGGUUCCCAAGAUGAUGCACUCAAGAAACAAUUGGAGGAACAACUCAAACGUCAUCCAAAUAAACCUGCUUUGAAGCUUGGGUGACCGUGUAUUGAAGUCCAGACAAUUGUUAUCUGUUCUACCUGCUGGGUUCGCAGGAUUACAUGGCAGGAAAAGAGGAAUACUUUCACGGGAUUAAGUCAAGUUCAUUGGAGUUGUACUGACAAGGCUCAGCUCAUAUAUGUGCCAAUAAAAAGCCUUUGUUGGUGUAAACCAUAUGUGUAGUAGGAUCGGACAUGCAAAUUGAUGUGGCAGUUUAGUUGUGUUGCUGUAAUUUGAUGGGGGUACUACCAAUGGCAUUCAAGUAUCUAACGUUUCUCCAUGGUUUGGUGUGUACAUUUUCUGUUCAUGGCUUCUGUAAUAACUGGUCGCUGGCUUCUCUACAAUAUAAUUGGUGUCAACAGUAUAUAAUACCAUCUCUACAAAA